AUGGCGGGGAUGCAGAAUCGAGGGCUGACGCAUCUGGAUCGAACACCCUGUGCUGGAGACAUGGAGAAAAGCUCAAACUCUUCUGUUUGGUGGAUCAGGAGCCCAUCUGCGUGGUGUGCCAAGCCUCAAAAAUGCACAAAGGUCACGACUGCUCUCCCACGGAAGAGGCGGCUCUGGACUUUCACAAAUCUGUCGCAAACCAUAAACGCUGAAGAUUUAACAUUGCUGCAGAACUUCAAAGCUAUCAUAGAUGGAACAUGGACUACCUUUCAGGACCCGGAAGGCGUGUCAGGAUCUUUGUUGAAUGAAUCUAAGCAUCUUGGGAAUCUAAAGUACAAGGUCUGGGAGAAGAUGCAGGCAGUUGCACCUUACAGUCCAGUAAUUUUGGACCCAAACACAGCCCACCCUUGCUUGACGCUGUCAGACGACCUGACCAGUCUCCGCUAUAGCACCCCAAACCAAGUUCUCCCCAGUAACCCUGAGCGUUUCCACAUCAGUGCAGAGGUGCUGGGCUGCACUACCUUUAGCUCCGCAAGCCACGGCUGGGAGAUCGAGGUUGGUGACAAUGAGGACUGGAUCCUGGGCUUGGCCAGUGAGUGUGUGAAGCGAGAUCAGGAAGUACCUGCCAGACCAGAGAAUGGCUUCUGGACCAUCUGCCUACGGGAUGGGCAAUACAGGGCUAUGGAAUCACCCCCAACUGCUAUAAAAGUGGAGGAGAAACUGCAGAGGGUCUUGGUCCAGCUGAACUGGGACAGAGGGGAGGUGAUUUUUUCAAACCCAUCACGUCAAGAAAUUAUAUACACUUUCAAACAUGUCUUUACGGAUAAGUUAUUGCCGUACUUCUACACGCAAAGUAAGCAUCCUUUGCGUAUCCUCUCCAAGCCUGCGUUGGUGUCAACGUGAAAGCAUCCUCUAAAAUAGGGAAAAUACAAACUGUGGAAAAUUAAUCAUAUAUAGCUACACAUUUAACAGAUGCUUAAAGUGAUUUAAAGUUCAUCAUACAGUUCAUUGUGCAAAGUAGCCCAAGGCAGUUAUCUUAAUGUGAGCAAGGCUAUCCUUACUGCUAAUAAACAUUCAGACAAGUGCAGUUUCUGAAUCUGUCUCAGUGGCUGUUUGUCAUUACUGUACAUACACACCGUAUGAAACAAUUUAUAAAUUCUGAAAGCCACAACAGCUUGACAACAAAUUAUUUUUUUUUUCUUGAGAAUA
This is a messenger RNA of Sinocyclocheilus grahami, 1209 nucleotides long. RefSeq names its product zinc-binding protein A33-like. Gene Ontology annotation, molecular function: protein binding. The coding region runs from base 1 to 903 and encodes 300 amino acids. The record is from RefSeq and is a predicted model, not a curated record. The transcript is spliced from 5 exons. NCBI's taxonomy places the organism in Eukaryota, Metazoa, Chordata, Actinopteri, Cypriniformes, Cyprinidae.